UCACCUGGCCACACCUCCGGAUCCCUCAACAACUCCGCCUCCUCGCCGCUGAUUGGCCACCGGAACUGUAGCUCAGGAGAGGCACACAGGCGGCCAAUCACCGGCGAGGAGGUGGAGCUUGGAGAGGAGGAGAGCCGAGCGGCAGCGCGCGUAGAUCUAAGAAGAUCGAGGGAACUGCCGGAGUAAGUGAAGAGGAGAGCGGCCAGAGAAGGAAGACAGCUGACAGGUAAGUGAGAGAGCGAGCCCAGGCUGGAGCAGGGUGGGGGGAAUAGUGCCCCAUCAUUGGUGUCAGUGGGAGGAAUAGUACCCCAUCAUUGGUGUCAGUGGGAG
Molecule: messenger RNA, 330 nt
Organism: Staurois parvus
Lineage: Eukaryota; Metazoa; Chordata; Amphibia; Anura; Ranidae
Source: the annotation of a GenBank genome assembly